Messenger RNA from Homalodisca vitripennis (glassy-winged sharpshooter), 715 nucleotides. RefSeq names its product ubiquitin-fold modifier-conjugating enzyme 1 (gene Ufc1). Gene Ontology annotation, cellular component: cytoplasm. The transcript has 4 exons. NCBI's taxonomy places the organism in Eukaryota, Metazoa, Arthropoda, Insecta, Hemiptera, Cicadellidae. Gene Ontology annotation, biological process: protein K69-linked ufmylation. Gene Ontology annotation, molecular function: UFM1 conjugating enzyme activity. The record is from RefSeq and is a predicted model, not a curated record. Bases 187 to 687 code for a protein of 166 amino acids.
GUCACCCAGCACCCACAACCCACAUGUUGUUUUGUUGUGUUGUGACAUAAGAGGAUAGAAGUUAGAAAAUUUCCAGCUGUUACCAUUUAACUUCAUUCAAUUAGGUUUAUGUUAGGGUUAGACUUUGAGUGUGUCAAAGUAUUUAAAUGUAAAUACAUUUUAAGUUAAUAAAUAAGUUUCAUUAAAAUGGAUGAGACAUCAAAAAAGACGCUAAGCUCAAUUCCUCUUCUGAAAACUAAAGCUGGACCACGGGAUAAGGAUUUAUGGCCUCAAAGGUUAAAAGAAGAAUAUCAAGCUCUAAUUCAGUAUGUACAAAACAACAAGGCAGCUGACAAUGACUGGUUCCGGUUAGAGUCUAACAAGGAAGGGACCAGGUGGUUUGGGAAAUGCUGGUUCAUUCACAAUUUACUGAAAUAUGAGUUCGACAUUGAGUUUGACGUCCCAGUGACAUACCCAGCUACGGCAGUGGAGAUUGCUCUGCCAGAGCUCGACGGUAAGACAGCCAAGAUGUACCGUGGCGGGAAGAUCUGCCUCUCUGAUCACUUCAAGCCUCUGUGGGCGAGGAAUGUACCAAAAUUUGGCAUAGCUCACGCCAUGGCGCUAGGGCUGGGACCUUGGCUUGCCGUAGAGAUUCCAGACCUUAUAGAGAAAGGUAUAGUCACUUACAAAGAAAAGAGCACACAAUAAGGGUUACGGAAAUAAACUAUUUUAUUAA